AGCCCCCGCGCUGCCCCGCGCUCGCCGCAGCCGCCGCCCUGCGGAGCCGCCGGGACACGCACCCGGUAACGGUGGGACGGCACCGGCACCGGGACCGAGCAGGGACAGCCACCAUGGACGACAUCUUCACACAGUGCCGGGAGGGCAACGCGGUGGCCGUGCGGCUGUGGCUGGACAACACCGAGAACGACCUCAACCAGGGGGACGACCAUGGGUUCAGCCCCCUGCACUGGGCCUGCCGCGAGGGCCGUUCAAAUGUGGUGGACAUGCUCAUCAUGCGGGGGGCUCGCAUCAAUGUCAUGAACCGGGGGGAUGACACCCCACUGCACCUGGCUGCCAGCCAUGGCCACCGUGACAUCGUGCAGAAGCUGAUGCAGUUCAAAGCAGACAUCAAUGCGGUGAAUGAGCACGGGAACACACCGCUGCACUAUGCCUGCUUCUGGGGACAUGAGCAGGUGGCUGAGGACCUGGUAGGCAGCGGCGCCCUGGUCAGCAUUGCUAACAAAUAUGGUGAGACCCCCACAGACAAGGCCAAAACACCACUGCAAGAGGUCCUGAAAGAGCGUGCUGAGAAGCUGGGCCAGAGCCUCACCAAGAUCCCCUACAAGGACACGUUCUGGAAGGGCACGACCCGCACCCGGCCCAGGAAUGGGACCCUGAACAAACUUGCUGGGAUUGACUUCAAACAGCUGAGCCUGAGCCAGAAACUGAACGAGAACCAGUCGGGAGAGCUGUGGAAGGGGCGCUGGCAGGGCAAUGACAUUGUAAUCAAAAUGCUGAAAAUCCGGGACUGGACGACGCGAAAGAGCCGGGACUUCAACGAGGAGUACCCAAAACUGCGGAUCUUUUCCCACCCCAAUGUGCUGCCGGUGCUGGGCGCCUGCCAGGCCCCUCCAGCUCCCCACCCCAUCGUCAUCAGCCACUGGAUGCCCUACGGCUCCCUGUACAACGUCCUGCACGAGGGGACCAAUUUUGUGGUGGACCAGAUGCAGGCGGUGAAGUUUGCGUUCGAUAUCGCGCGGGGCAUGGCCUUCCUGCACACGCUGGAGCCCCUCAUCCCACGCCACCACCUCAACAGCCGCAGCGUCAUGAUUGACGAGGACAUGACGGCACGAAUCAGCAUGGCUGAUGUCAAGUUCUCCUUCCAGUGCCCGGGGCGGAUGUAUGCCCCGGCCUGGGUGGCUCCUGAAGCCCUGCAGAAGAAACCAGAGGAGAUCAACCGGCGCUCAGCUGACAUGUGGAGCUUCGCAGUGCUGCUGUGGGAGCUGGUGACACGUGAGGUGCCCUUCGCUGACCUGUCCAACAUGGAGAUUGGUAUGAAGGUAGCACUGGAGGGGCUACGUCCCACCAUCCCCCCUGGCAUCUCCCCCCACAUCUGCAAGCUGAUGAAGAUCUGCAUGAACGAGGACCCAGCCAAGCGCCCCAAGUUCGAUAUGAUCGUGCCCAUCCUGGAGAAGAUGCAGGAGAAGUAGAGGGGAGGUGCCUCCCUUCUCCAGUGCUGCCUUGCGCCCCCCACCACCCCCAAGUGCCUUUAGCCCUAGAGACGGGGCAAGCAGAGGACACCUCU
Messenger RNA from Corvus hawaiiensis (hawaiian crow), 1567 nucleotides. It is a transcript of the gene ILK, whose product is annotated as integrin linked kinase. Gene Ontology annotation, cellular component: stress fiber; focal adhesion. NCBI's taxonomy places the organism in Eukaryota, Metazoa, Chordata, Aves, Passeriformes, Corvidae. Bases 114 to 1472 code for a protein of 452 amino acids. The transcript is spliced from 13 exons. Gene Ontology annotation, molecular function: protein binding; ATP binding; protein kinase activity. The record is from RefSeq and is a predicted model, not a curated record. Gene Ontology annotation, biological process: cell-matrix adhesion; integrin-mediated signaling pathway; substrate adhesion-dependent cell spreading.